AUGGCUACCACACUACUUCGCCAGAACGUUCUUCGCACGGCUGUCCGCUCUGCAGCGCCGUCUGCUACGAAGAGAGCAGCUCUUGCCAGCACCACAUUCACUCGCGGCAAGGCUACACUGCCAGAUCUUGCAUACGACUAUGGCGCCCUCGAGCCAGCCAUUUCCGGCCAGAUCAUGGAGCUGCACCACUCCAAGCACCACAACACCUACGUGACCUCGUAUAACACUCAAAUCGAGAAGCUGCAGGAGGCACAACAGAAGGGCGAUAUUCAGGCGCAGAUUGCGAUCCAGCCAUUGAUCAACUUCCACGGUGGCGGCCACACCAACCACACCCUCUUCUGGGAGAACCUCGCACCCAAGUCUCAGGGCGGCGGCGAGCCACCAAGCGGUGCUUUCUCCAAGUCCAUUGAGUCUCACUUCGGCUCCCUCGACAACCUCAAGUCGCAAUUCAACACUGCCCUCGCGGGUAUCCAAGGCUCUGGCUGGGCAUGGUUGGUUCAGGACACUCAGACUGGUGCCAUCCAGAUCAAGACAUACGCCAACCAGGACCCAGUGGUCGGCCAGUUCCGCCCAUUGCUCGGCAUUGACGCGUGGGAGCAUGCGUACUACCUGCAAUAUCAGAACCGCAAGGCCGAAUACUUUAGCGCCAUCUGGGAUGUGGUCAACUGGAAGGCGGCCGAGAAGCGAUUCAAGUAG
Molecule: messenger RNA, 696 nt
Organism: Zasmidium cellare ATCC 36951
Lineage: Eukaryota; Fungi; Ascomycota; Dothideomycetes; Mycosphaerellales; Mycosphaerellaceae
Exons: 3
Coding region: 1-696 (231 amino acids)
Biological process (GO): superoxide metabolic process
Cellular component (GO): mitochondrion
Molecular function (GO): superoxide dismutase activity; metal ion binding
Source: RefSeq, a predicted model, not a curated record